Messenger RNA from Paramuricea clavata, 1614 nucleotides. Lineage: Eukaryota; Metazoa; Cnidaria; Anthozoa; Malacalcyonacea; Plexauridae. The record is from the annotation of a GenBank genome assembly.
AUGCAUGCUCUUGUUUUAGUUCCUUUAGGAAGAAAUCCUCCUGAUAUACAAGGGUUAGAAGUGGAACAUUGGGCAAACUCAACAAAAACGAUCUUAACCUGGAAUCAAAAUGAAAUCAACGAGUCACACGUUGACAUUGAAAUAUCUCAGUUUGAUUUCUUUGAGUUCCGUCUUCAUCCAGCUAGUUUAGCCAGCUUUAAACAUGUCCCUAACUCCGGGAGCUACUAUCUUGAUUUUAGCGAGGAAAAUAUUUCUUCGAGGUAAGUAGGCCUACUCAAAAUAAAGCGCGGUGUUAAAAAGCCAUUAUAUAGGACCAGUACUUAAUAUUAAUUCCAAUUUUUUAUGCAUGCACAAAACCUUUUAUCUAUAAUUUUGAUUUUAUUAACUUUUAACAGAUAUCUUAUUGAAUGGUUUAACAUAUAAUCCUGCCAAGUAUUGUACGAGAAAACGAGUAAAAUGCUCCUCCGAAUUAUAUGGCAAAUCAUUGUAGCCUAUAUGGCCACUGGAUUUUAGUUAUUAUUUGACAAACCUCAAGAACUUAUAACUAGAUUAAUUUCCUUGGGUUUUUUUAAGGAUUUGCAAGCAUUUAGCGCUCUAAACGGCAAAUAAUUUCAGAUGCAAUGGAAACAAAAAAUCAUGAAUAGGUUAUAGGAAGUUUCAUUGCAAUUGCAUGCAAUUUUCAUCUGCAACAAACAAGAAAGCUGCUAACGUUUUGACUACCGGUUGGGAGGUCCGAACUAAAAAUGUUUUCCAAGGCCAAAGGAAAAUAUAUUUUCAAUACGGACCGACUUAAAAAGUAAAUAACGUGUUUAUAUGUCCGUGUUUCAUAGUUCAUAGUUACAACGAAAUUCCAUUAAAACUUCACCAUCGAAAAGUACAUGCUUUGAGGUCAGUUGCGUAUGUUUUACUUUAGUCCAAGCAUGCCGACAAACGGCUAAAAUAUAAUUCGAUAAAACUGGAUAAGAAGCCUAUUGUUAAUUGUAAUGCAAUAGAGCUUUUCUGCAUAACAAGACAAUUGAAAGAAGGUAAUAAAAACUACAACUUUUAGUUGCCAAGAACAUUCUAUUCAUUACAACAUUUAGCCUAUUAUAAAAAAAUUGACUGAAUCCAAUUUUUAUGUCUAUUAACAUUUUUGUUCUAUUAAAAUGCUCAUAGGCCUAUAUUCGGCCACUGAAAAGCGAAAAAAUCACAAUUUAACUAAAUAAACUAUUAUAAACAGAUAAUCUAAAAGAAAUGUCUCCAUUAAAUUCUCCAUAAAAUUCAAGGCAUUUAAUCAUAGAACAAAUAAAAUUAUAAUUAAUAAUUCACCAAUUUAUUAUUUCUAUAAACAGGACAAGACGACGAAAGAGAAAUUCUAAUACAGUAUCAGAGAUCGCAAUUGUUGGCAUAACACCGUCGUUAUCCAGAGUAAAAAGGUUUGGCAUCAUUUCCAGAGUGGCAUUAUUUAGUGCAGUCUUUCUUGUUACUUGGUUGGUCGACAUCAAUCACCCCUGUGAGAAUUGGUAUCAAUCUCAAGAUGUUGGUAAAAUCGCAAGACUGCAAGGUAAUCCUAAGGAAAAGGAUUCAUUUUCUCUCCGAUUUUGGAAAGCCUCCACAAAAAUCCAAGCCCAUUAA